UGGCUUCUGAGAACGUGACGCGUGUCUAUCCCCAGAUUUCCAACAACGUGCACCGGAUUUGAUCGGAGUUGAGUUUCGGGAGAUUUCUUGAGUUACUGUUUUCGUUGAGAAUCAAAAGUGAUUGAAGCACCAACGGUACUCGCCAUAUGAUCAGAAGAUCACACUGUAUGCCACGCGGAGGGAAUCUCCUUAUGUGGCAUUGAAAUCUCUGUUUCCAGGUUUUAAUGUGUCACUGAAGACAGAUCAAGAUGCGCCUCAGUUUUGUCUUUUGCAGCGUUCUUCUUCUUGUCAGUGAAACCGUGGCUUCUGAAGACCUGAUUGUAUUACGACUGGUCGAUGGAGACAGUAUUUGCUCUGGAAGAGUAGAAGUCUACUACAAUGACACGUGGGGGACAAUCUGCGAUGAUUACUGGGACAUGGCAGAUGCUGUGGUUGUCUGUCGGCAGAUAAACUGUGGAUUCGCUGAAUCGGCAAGAGGGUCAUCUCAAUUCGGUGAAGGUGUGGAUGACAUCUGGUUGGAUGACGUGGAGUGUGUGGGAACUGAGACGAACUUACGUCAGUGCCAAAUCAGGCCAAUCGGGGAGCAUAAUUGCAAUCACAUAGAGGACGCUGGUGUAAUAUGCAAUCCUGAUCACCCACCGAAACCAACUAUCUACAAUGGCAAAAGAUCUGGUGUUUUUAUUAAAGGAGAAGACCUGAAGAUAAAAUGCAGUACUCAAGGUUUCUACACUUCGACAAUGUUCUACCUCUACAAAGACAACGGCAAUACCCCCGUCAUAACCAAAAACCCUACAAAGAGGCAGUUUACUGCUACGUUUGUAAUUUCGAACAUAACAGAAAAACACAAAGGAAAUUACAGCUGCAGUUACGAUUCUCAAAUUUCUGGGAGAACAUUUAGAUCCGCAAAGAGUGACAAUAUAGACGUUCUGUUGAAAGAAUUCCUCCCUCCACCAGAGAUUACCCAUUUCCGAACUCCCAGUGUUAUUGUGGAAGGUCAAGACAUUACCUUCAGAUGCGAGGCACCGGAGCAAUAUGAUGAGUGCAAGUUUUAUUUGUACAAAGACAAUGAAAAUAACUUAAUUAGUUCCCAGACGGCAUCCGACUCGUUAUCACAGGCUACCUUCAAUAUAACGCAGAUACAAAAAAGCGACGGAGGCAGUUACUUCUGUAAAUAUGAAGUAUUUUUGUCGAAGCAUCUUCAUUUAAACUCGUCCCUGAGCAGUAGCCUAAAUAUUACAGUGCAAGGUGGUAUAAAGAUCAGACUUGCGAAUAAGGAUAAAGAUUGCGAUGGAGAAGUGGAAGUUUACUUCAAUGGCACUUGGGGAAAAGUCUGCGGAAACGGCUGGCACAUUGCAGAAGCACAAGUUGUCUGCCGGCAACUCGGUUGUGGCUUUGCGAAGAGCGCCUCUCCCAGCGAACGCUAUCCGAUGGGAGUCAACGAAGUUCAACUGAACUACGUUCAUUGCCUGGGCACUGAAACGCUCUUGUGGAACUGCCAUUCGCUCUCCUGGACAGAGAACACCUGCUACGGUUAUUUCAGAGCAGAAGUAACUUGUUCAGAACAGCCCCUCAAGCCAUUAAUUUCCGUCUUCCGCUCACCGAGUGUUUACAUGCCCGGUGAGAACGUGACAGUCCAGUGUACCUUUUCUUCCUUCUACACUGGGAGUCAGAUGUUCCUGUACAAAGUCAGUGAGAAGAAACCGCUGUUGUCGAUGCUGAUUCCGGAGAACGAAAAAUCCGUAAACUUCACAAUAGUCAAUGUUCAGAGCAAGAAUUCCGGGAAUUACACGUGCAACUACGAAAUAGAUGUGUCAGAGUUGAUAUUCAGCUCGGAACAGAGCGACCAGCAAACGAUAACUGUCAAAGAUGAACCGCCUGAGCCCGUACUCUCCGUGGAGAACUAUCCCCCAAGUUAUCUUCCGGGUCAGGAAAUAUCCCUCCACUGUAUAGCGCCGAUUUAUUUCAAGGUUCACAAUUAUUACCUGUUUAAGGACGAUAAAAAGAACUGCAUCCGUUCCCAUGCCGUCACUGCCGAGGAUAGCAUUGCAUUAUUUAAAAUCACGGCCGAAAGUAGCAAAGAAGAAGGUGAUUACACAUGCCAGUAUGAAACUAACUCAACGGGAAAACUGUACAAUUCAUCGCACAGUGACCCUGUAAAAAUCACGGUAGUUGCCGAUAUAAAACUGAGACUGGCGGAUGGGCCAGGCCCGUGCUCUGGAAGAAUUGAAUGCUUUGUGAAUGCAACUUGGAGGACCAUAUGCGACUCCAACUGGGACCUUCCAGAUGCGGACGUUGCUUGCAGGCAGCUGCAUUGCGGAUUUGCACGGUCGGUGACGCGGAGCGGAGAUUUUGGGGAAGGGGUUGGGCCGGCGUGGGCGGAGAAUUUCAAUUGCAAAGGCACAGAGACCUACUUAUGGGGAUGCCCCUAUGACGCAGUUCACCCACAUUUGUGCGCCAUGAAAAACGACGCUGGAGUUACCUGUUCAGAUCAACCACUGAAACCAAAUAUCAACAUGAGGAGGACGCCGGGUAAAAUUUCGCAAGGGGAAAACGUAACUAUCGACUGUUCCUCGCCAACGUUCUACCAAGGUGCAACGUUUUACCUCUACAAAGUCGGCCAGCCUGCACACGUGCAAUCCAUGAAGGCAGCGGCUACCUCGAAUGGAGUCACGUUUGUCAUCACGCAAAUAAACACAGCGCACGAAGGAUUUUACACUUGCACCUAUCAAGUGGAAAGAGAUGGAAGAAGUUAUACGUCGGAUAGAAGCGAUCGGGUGCAAGUCAUUGUAAUAGAUAAACCACCAAAGCCAAAUAUUGAAAUGUUAAGACCAUCUGGUGUAUAUUCAAUAGGCGAGACGGUGGGUGUCAGGUGCACGGCGCACAAUGCCUAUGUCGGCAUGGUUUUUGUAUUGUUCAAAAUUGAAAAAAGUGCCUACAUCACCGCGGCCGUUGCAAAGACACCCGGCUUCUCCACACUUCUGUAUCUUAAAGACAUACGAUCCAAAGAUCAGGGAGAUUACAUUUGCAUCUACCAACUAACAAGAUUGGGGAAGGUUUAUAACUCAACACGCAGUGACCGUAAGCAGUUAACUGUAUCCAAUGAGCUACAGAGUCCACAGGUUUCCUUGAAUCGACCACUUGGUCAAUACCUGCAAGGUCAAGAUGCAGAUAUCACAUGUUCCGCUCCGAAGGUAUACACGAGCUUUACUUUCUCGCUCUACAAAUCCGGAAACACCAACGUUAUUGCGUCGAUUGGCCCAAUCUCAGACUGGUCUGCUGUUUUGACAAUUAAACAAAUGGACAGUAGCAAGGAAGGUUCUUAUAGUUGCACGUACCAAACGUCCAUUUCAGGCAAACUUUACACGUCAGCUCACAGUGAAUUGGUCAACGUAACUUUAGCACGCGAACCAGAGGGUGCGAAGCUCACUCUGACCACAAUGUUUGGUUUGUACGUCCAAGGAAAAAGUGUUCGAAUCACAUGCAUUGCGCCCGAGUAUUACACGACACGCACGUUUCGUUUAAUUAAGGAUGGCAAGGAUACUCAAAUGGAGUGGGUUUCCACUCAAUGGACCAACCAUGGCGCUGAGUUCAGAAUUCCGAAGGUAACAGUGUCCGAUAGUGGAAAUUACACAUGUACCUAUGAAACUGAAAUAAAUGGGAAGGUAUUUAACUCCAGCUACAGUAACUUCGUGUCGAUAGAAGUUGCAGAACGUGUCGAAAUCCGUCUGCUUAACGGAAGCAAUGCCUGCUCAGGUAGAGUGGAAGUUCUCAACAAUAAAACGUGGGGUACUGUCUGCGACGAUCAAUGGCAAGUUGAAGAUGCCCAGAUUGUAUGCAGGGAGCUUGGAUGCGGGCACGCUAUAUCCGCGAAGACUCACGCGUAUUUCGGCAAAGGGACUGGGCCGAUAAUUCUGGACGAUCUGAGCUGCCAAGGGACAGAAUUAUUUCUCUGGCAAUGUCCUUCGCGCCAUUGGGGUCAACAUAACUGUAACCACAAUGAGGACGCUGGCGUAAUUUGUUCGGGUCCAAAACCGAGAUUGUCAUUGAGUCCAGAUUAUGACGUGUUUCAGAAAGGGGAGUCCAUCACCUUCAAAUGCACAAUACAAAAACACAAUACAAGCAAACGACUGGAAUUUUUAAGAAACAGCGUUUAUCUUACGCACGUGGAACUGAAUUCCGAGGAUAACUCUGCAACUUUUAGUAUCAAGGAGCUGGAAGAGAAUGAUCAAGGAUUUUAUUCCUGCCGGUACACAUACUUGACGGGAAACCAGUGGAUAGAAUCAUCAGCAAGUGACCCCUUGCAAUUGACUUUCUCAGAUACACCUUUAACUAGAAGACGAAAUUCCGCAGGAACCAUGAACCGGAAAGGGAUGAUUGGUCUUUCUGUUGGCGUGAUACUUUUUAUCGUGAUCGGACUCUUCGUAGUAAAUCGCUACAGGAAAUCUGGAUAUAUUUGGGAAAGAAAAGGAAGCCGGGUUCACAACUUGCAGCCGUUAAUUACAAACCAGGAGGAUCAAGAACGCGGUGAAGAGAUCGACGACGAUAGUUCAAUAUGAACAACCGACCAUUUCAUUUCGUGGGUAAUAUUUGCAUCGCGCAAGUGGAAGUAGACCGCCCACCUUGUGUCAUGAAGCUCCUUUGAAAUAAAACAGUUUGCAUUUUCCUCUC
Molecule: messenger RNA, 4668 nt
Organism: Pristis pectinata (smalltooth sawfish)
Lineage: Eukaryota; Metazoa; Chordata; Chondrichthyes; Rhinopristiformes; Pristidae
Product: immunoglobulin superfamily member 1-like
Exons: 19
Coding region: 249-4556 (1435 amino acids)
Cellular component (GO): membrane
Source: RefSeq, a predicted model, not a curated record